CUUCCUAUGGUUACGGCUUAGAUCAUGGUUCCUAUGGUUACGGUUAGAUGUAAUCCAGGCCUCCACCUCCACAGUACUGACUGGUGUUCUUCUCUCCAUGGUAGUUAUUAACAUGGUAACACUUCCUGUGGUUAGAUGUCAUCCAGGCCUCCACCAGUCAGUACUCUGGAAGUGUUUAGAGGACAAGAAUAACAACCAGCAGUACUGUGGACCUCAACGUCUGGGGGUGUGUCCCAAUAAUAUCUCCUGAAGUGUGCACUUGUUCGCUACAUCUCACAAAUGUAAAAACGUUAGAUUGGUGGAGACGUGGGCUGGUGGGAGUUAUUACAGCGUUAGAUUGGUGGAGACGUGGGCUGGUGGGAGUUAUUACAGUGUUAGAUUGGUGGAGACGUGGGCUGGUGGGAGUUAUUACAGCGUUAGAUUGGUGGAGAUGUGGGCUGGUGGGAGUUAUUACAGCGUUAGAUUGGUGGAGACGUGGGCUGGUGGGAGUUAUUACAGCGUUAGAUUGGUGGAGACGUGGGCUGGUGGGAGUUAUUACAGCGUUAGAUUGGUGGAGACGUGGGCUGGUGGGAGUUAUUACAGUGUUAGAUUGGUGGAGACGUGGGCUGGUGGGAGUUAUUACAGCGUUAGAUUGGUGGAGACGUGGGCUGGUGGGAGUUAUUACAGCGUUAGAUUGGUGGAGACGUGGGCUGGUGGGAGUUAUUACAGCGUUAGAUUGGUGGAGACGUGGGCUGGUGGGAGUUAUUACAGCUUUAGAUUGGUGGAGACGUGGGCUGGUGGGAGUUAUUACAGCGUUAGAUUGGUGGAGACGUGGGCUGGUGGGAGUUAUUACAGCGUUAGAUUGGUGGAGACGUGGGCUGGUGGGAGUUAUUACAGCGUUAGAUUGGUGGAGACGUGGGCUGGUGGGAGUUAUUACAGCGUUAGAUUGGUGGAGACGUGGGCUGGUGGGAGUUAUUACAGCGUUAGAUUGGUGGAGACGUGGGCUAGUGGGAGUUAUUACAGCGUUAGAUUGGUGGAGACGUGGGCUGGUGGGAGUUAUUACAGCGUUAGAUUGGUGGAGACGUGGGCUGGUGGGAGUUAUUACAGCGUUAGAUUGGUGGAGACGUGGGCUGGUGGGAGUUAUUACAGCGUUAGAUUGGUGGAGACGUGGGCUGGUGGGAGUUAUUACAGCGUUAGAUUGGUGGAGACGUGGGCUGGUGGGAGUUAUUACAGCUUUAGAUUGGUGGAGACGUGGGCUGGUGGGAGUUAUUACAGCGUUAGAUUGGUGGAGACGUGGGCUGGUGGGAGUUAUUACAGCGUUAGAUUGGUGGAGACGUGGGCUGGUGGGAGUUAUUACAGCGUUAGAUUGGUGGAGACGUGGGAGUUAUUACAGCGUUAGAUUGGUGAAGACGUGGGCUGGUGGGAGUUAUUACAGCGUUAGAUUGGUGGAGACGUGGGCUGGUGGGAGUUAUUACAGCGUUAGAUUGGUGGAGACGUGGGAGUUAUUACAGCGUUAGAUUGGUGGAGACGUGGGCUGGUGGGAGUUAUUACAGCGUUAGAUUGGUGGAGACGUGGGCUGGUGGGAGUUAUUACAGCGUUAGAUUGGUGGAGAAGUGGGCUGGUGGGAGUUAUUACAGCGUUAGAUUGGUGGAGACGUGGGCUGGUGGGAGUUAUUACAGCGUUAGAUUGGUGGAGACGUGGGAGUUAUUACAGCGUUAGAUUGGUGAAGACGUGGGCUGGUGGGAGUUAUUACAGCGUUAGAUUGGUGAAGACGUGGGCUGGUGGGAGUUAUUACAGCGUUAGAUUGGUGGAGACGUGGGAGUUAUUACAGCGUUAGAUUGGUGGAGACGUGGGCUGGUGGGAGUUAUUACAGCGUUAGAUUGGUGGAGACGUGGGCUGGUGGGAGUUAUUACAGCGUUAGAUUGGUGGAGACGUGGGAGUUAUUACAGCGUUAGAUUGGUGGAGACGUGGGCUGGUGGGAGUUAUUACAGCGUUAGAUUGGUGGAGACGUGGGCGUUAUUACAGCGUUAGAUUGGUGGAGACGUGGGAGUUAUUACAGCGUUAGAUUGGUGGAGACGUGGGAGUUAUUACAGCGUUAGAUUGGUGGAGACGUGGGAGUUAUUACAGCGUUAGAUUGGUGGAGACGUGGGAGUUAUUACAGCGUUAGAUUGGUGGAGACGUGGGAGUUAUUACAGCGUUAGAUUGGUGGAGACGUGGGAGUUAUUACAGCGUUAGAUUGGUGGAGACGUGGGAGUUAUUACAGCGUUAGAUUGGUGGAGACGUGGGCUGGUGGGAGUUGUUCUUACCACAUUUCUUAUGUCAGUCAUUUCCUUUCAUAUGGUGGAAGUGUACACUUCAUGAGGAAGGAGAGACAUUGGGACAGAACCCAUGUCUGGUUUUGAGGGUUUAAAGCGGUUUCGGUAAUAACUGAGGGAUAUUUAUCACUAACUCAGGUUUACCUCAGGUUUAUGUCCAACACGUUUCUUUACUCUGGGCAUGUGUAACACCUCUCUCUCGCUUUCUCCCUCCUCCUGUCUCGCCCCUCCCCUCUCUCUUUCUCGCCCUUCCCCUCUCUCUUUCUCGCCCCUCCCCUCUCUCUCUCUCACCCCUCCUCUCUCUCUCCUCUCUCAAUUAAAUUUAAGGGGCUUUAUUGGCAUGGGAAACGCGUUUAACAUGUUAACAUGUUAACAGUAGAUAAUAAACAGUAA
Salmo salar (Atlantic salmon) is the source of this 2687-nucleotide messenger RNA. The record is from RefSeq and is a predicted model, not a curated record. Lineage: Eukaryota; Metazoa; Chordata; Actinopteri; Salmoniformes; Salmonidae.